AUGAAUUAAAAUUAAAACUUUUAAAGCAAUUUGAACCUCUUUCCAGAAAUUGGAACACACGGUGCUAGAGGAAAGUAAUAUGGUGGAAACAACAUUACAAUGAGAGGUACUGAAAUUUUCGAAGGAUUAACCACUGGAAGACCUUCUAAAAAUAUUAUAUAAGCUCAUUUCAAAGUGUUAAGAUUUUACAGAAAAGUGUGUCGAUUGAUUCCUUUUUUAUUAAGAAUACAUGAUAUGGAAGUCACCUGUAAUUCUUAAUAAGCCAUGGUUAAUGUUGCUAAUGUAAUCAGAAAGAGAGCAUACUUAAGGGAUCCUGAUGCUGUUGACAGAUGGGUGUAUCGUGGAUAUGAAUUACUCUAUUAAGCUGAAUGGCACAUGUUGAAUAGAGAUCAUUUAUUCCAAUAUUUUUCUAAUCAAAACAGAUCUGACGCAGGAUAUUCUUAUUUAGAAAAUUAAAAGCUUAAAGGAAAGAGCGAAUUCUUAAAAGAUUUCUAUAUUGGAAACAAAACAUAUGAAUAUUGACAUCAUAUUCAGCUAAUGAAAUAAUAGCAAAAUUAUACAAAACAAAAUUAUAUAAUUUUUUUAA
Molecule: messenger RNA, 586 nt
Organism: Paramecium tetraurelia
Lineage: Eukaryota; Ciliophora; Oligohymenophorea; Peniculida; Parameciidae
Exons: 3
Biological process (GO): response to oxidative stress
Source: RefSeq, a predicted model, not a curated record